AUGCUCGUUGAAGCCAUGAAUACAAAUUACGACAAUUUACACUUUAGACCUUCCCAUCACCAUCUUUGUCUUCCUGAAUUAAAACGUUCGGCUUCAGUUUCUUCUCUUAGUUCAUACGCGUCUACUCCCCCUGAAACUCCUACAAUGAACGGUAAAAAUUCAACUGUGACCGAAGAAAACAUACUGGCACUCGGUGAGUCUGGAGCCCUAGCUCAUAACUGGUAUUCUUAUGGCGGUGGUUCAAUUCACGCUGAUGGCCGUUGGUUCAAGGACGAACAGGGGCGAACUUGUAUGUUACGUGGUGUUAAUUUGUGCGGAAAUUCUAAAUUACCUACUAAACCGGAUGGUUCAAGCCAUUUGGUCGAAGGUUUCUUUGAUCAUCGUAAUGUAUCUUUUGUUGGUCGUCCUUUUCCAUUGGAAGAAGUUCACGAACAUUUUUCUAGAUUGAGAACUUGGGGUCUAACUUUUGUAAGAUUACUUGUAACUUGGGAAGCUCUAGAACAUGCUGGACCUGGUAUUUAUGAUGAAGAAUUUAUCGAUUAUUUAAUUAAUGUUAUAAGCGAGAUGCCUCGUUAUGGUAUUAAAUGUUUCAUAGAUCCACAUCAGGAUUGCUGGUCACGUUUUUCAGGUGGUUCGGGUGCUCCAGGUUGGACAUUUGAAGUUGCAGGUCUUGACAUGGAGCAAUUCAAGGCUACAGGUGCUGCUUAUGUUCAUAACACAAAUCAUAACCCUGGAGAACCUUCAUUACCAAUGGUAUGGCCUACAAAUUAUACAAAAUUGGCUAGUAGUACAAUGUUCACCUUAUUUUGGGGUGGUGAUGUAUUUGCACCAGAAACAAAAUAUGAAGGAAUGAACGUUAAAGAUUUUUUACAAGAGAAAUAUAUAAAUUGUUAUAAACAUUUGGCAAGGCGCCUUCAACAUUUGGAUGCUGUUAUGGGAUUCGAAUUAAUGAAUGAACCUCACCCUGGGUAUAUUGGUCUUUCAAAUCUUCUUCAAUAUGAUGCUGGUACCACCCUUGUAUUUGGUGACUCGCCAAACGCAUUGCAGUCGUUUGCUCUUGGUGCUGGUAUGCCUCAGGAAAUUGAAGUAUGGGUUAGAUCAUGGCCAUUUCCUACUAAAAAACAAACUACUCGAAUUCUUAACAAAGAGUGCAAAUCUGCAUGGAUCAAUAAUCAAUGUAUUUGGCAGCAACAUGGUGUAUGGGGAAUUGAUACUAAUACAUCAAAACCUAAAGUCUUAGUUAAAGAUUAUUUCAUGAAACACCCAGAAACUGGAGAAAAACUAGAAUUUUACAAGGAUUUCUAUUUGCCAUUCGUAAAAAAAUAUUCCGAGGGUAUUCAAAGUGUUAAGAAUGAUUAUUAUGUUUUUGUAGAGCCCCUUCCAAAUGAGCCGCCACCAAAAUGGAGAUCUGAAGAUCAUCAUAACAACAUAAUUUAUGCGCCUCAUUGGUAUGACUUGAAAAGUCUGUUUACAAAAACCUUUGACGGCAUGAUUACACAUGAUGUUCAGCGUCUUACUCGUGUAAGUGCCAAGAAGAAUUAUUUAGGUCAAGUUCGAAACAUUAUCAAAUAUGGUCUUGAGAAUGUAGGAGAUAAGCCUUGUGUCAUCGGGGAAUGUGGAAUACCAAUGGAUAUUAAUGAUAAAAAAGCUUUCGAAACUGGUGAUUAUACACAUCAUAGCAAUUUCUUGGAUGCGGUACUAGGUGCAAUGGAAAGGAACCUUGUUAAUUUCACCCUUUGGAACUAUAAUCCAUUAAACGAUAACAUACACGGUGACCAUUGGUAUGGUGAGGAUUUUUCAAUAUAUUCACCACCUCCUUACAAGACUAGUAUGCCGACAACUCCACCUGCAUCAGUAACUUCCGCUGUAACAAGCGAAGCCACGAUCUCCAUUGUAAACAAUGAAUCAUCAUCAAAACUCAAAUCUAGAACGAAACAAACUCUUAAAAUCCAGACAUUUAAGGUUAACGGUUCAAAGGAACAAACUUCUCAAGAUACACUUGAAGAUCAAAAAGAUCAAGUGUUUCAAGACGCGACUGAGGAACCUAAUAGUUCUGAGAUAUAUGCAGAGUGCGAAAACACUAUGGACCAAUUAAGCCCUACAAGCCCUACAUCUCCAUUUGACCUAAAUCCAUGGCAACUUGAACAAGACCAAGAAGAGUCUCAUCAUACAGGAGGCAGAGUCUUGGAUGCAGUUUUGCGUCCAUAUGCUGCCAAAAUUUGUGGUAGACCACAUACCAUGGUGUUUAAUCUAAAAACUAAAGAAUUUACAUUUAAGUUUACAAAUUAUCCAGCAUCACAGCGAAUUGAAAAUUCCGAUUCUCUUAUUGUUGCCCCAGAAACGGAAAUAUAUAUUCCGAGUUAUCAUUAUAAUAAAUUAAAUCUUAAUAUCCGUGUUUCAGAUGGAGAUUGGCGGUAUGUUAAAAGUAGACAAACAUUAUAUUGGAGGGUUAAAGAUUGGAUGACGGAAGGCGUAGAACACACUAUACGAAUAAGAGGCAUUGAAAGUUCAGCGGUCAUUCUAUCAGAGACAUCAGGAAGUGUUGAAUAUACGAAUGAUCAUGUCGAAAAACCAAACAAUUUGAAAAUUGAAGAAAGACCAGUAAAUAUUAAAUGGAUUUUAGGUGCAGUUUUAAUUAUUAUGCUUGCAAUAUUGCCAUUUGAUAUAUUUUGGUGGUUAUUGUCAGGAAUGUGGAGACCAGACAAUAUAGAAUUAAAAAAUGUUACGUUUAUAGUUGAUUAA
Cetraspora pellucida is the source of this 2742-nucleotide messenger RNA. Lineage: Eukaryota; Fungi; Glomeromycota; Glomeromycetes; Diversisporales; Gigasporaceae. The record is from the annotation of a GenBank genome assembly.